AGAGCCUCUAUCAUGGCCCAAUCGCAGACGCACAUUGCCCGCAGGCUCUUGAUUUACCUAAGGUAAUCGUGCCGGUCUGCUGGAUAUCCUCUUGCUCCCAAUAGCCACAAUGGGGCAAAUGGGGAAUUCUACUGACCACACAACCCUUGAAUGGUUCGGCGCCACUACGUUUCGGCUUCGUACCAGAGGCGUCACCAUCUUCUUGGACACCUGGCUGGAUAAGCCGUCCGUUCUGCCUAAGUAUCUUGCUGUGGACGACAUAACAGAAGCAGACUACAUCUUCAUCUCUCAUGCUCAUUUUGACCAUCUGCCUGGAGCCGACCGCAUCGCCAUCAGAACCGGCGCUAUUGUGAUCGCCAACGGUGAAGCAAUCCACUGUCUUCGGAAAGCGGGCGUCCCUGAAGAGCAGCUCAUUCCCGUGUCUGGCGGCGAGCGGAUACCGCUUUUCACGCGCGCAGUUCGCCAGCAAGCACAACAGGACCCAUCGCUACAAGCUAAAGGGUUUCCCGGCGCCCCUACCUUCCCAGUGCAUACACUGGCUGCCAUUUCGGUCCAUGUAUGGCCCUCCCUGCAUUGUCUGAUGCCUGAGGACCACCCCCAGGUCAUUGAUACAGCGACGGUGUACACCGGUUCAGCAACCCCCUACACCUGCUCCCUAGAUAUCACGUUCGGGAUGAAGCAUGGCCUCUUGCGUCUCGGCGAUCUUGUCCCGCCUGAGAAGCUUAGCGAUGGCCAACGCUCGUUCAUAGAGUACAUUGGUGAUCGGAAACGUAAUGUAUUCUCCCACUGUGACGGUGGUCAGUUAAUGUUUAACUUUGUCAUCGGAGAAAAGGCCCUUCUCUGGAGUGCUCACCUUGGCGCCUACGAUGGUGUUAUGCGGGACAUGCAGCCCAAGCCAGAUGUCGCCAUCUUGGCCAUUGCUGGGCGAGCCAACUUGAACGGACGACCGUUUGAUGGCUCAUCGGCUCAAUUUGCUGUCAAAGAGAUUGAGUGGCUUGGCAAUCCGCCGACGGUGAUUUGGGCCCUUCAUGAUGAUAGCUGCAUUCCCCCUUAUCGAAUUGAAACAGCAGCAGCUACCGCCGCGGUAGAGAAGUUGACUAAAUCAAAGGUUUUGGAUAUGAAGCAUGCUGAGAUGGUCGUGCUAGAUUUGUAG
This is a messenger RNA of Bipolaris maydis ATCC 48331, 1153 nucleotides long. RefSeq names its product major facilitator superfamily protein. The record is from RefSeq and is a predicted model, not a curated record. NCBI's taxonomy places the organism in Eukaryota, Fungi, Ascomycota, Dothideomycetes, Pleosporales, Pleosporaceae. Gene Ontology annotation, biological process: transmembrane transport. Gene Ontology annotation, cellular component: membrane. Gene Ontology annotation, molecular function: transmembrane transporter activity.